CUCCGGGACGAGCGCCCGCUGGCCUCCGCAAGCUCUGCCUUGCAGCCUGCCACAGCACAACGUGCACAGCCACCCUCGCGGGCCUUGAUGGGGCGCCUAGCCAGCCACCCCUCCUUCCCUUCACUCCAGAAAAUCCUGAGCAACUGCUCCUCUCACACCCUAUCUCAGGUCGUGCACUGACCAACAUUUAGUCAAAACGGCGGAGGAGCAAUAGCGUUAGAGAAAGCCACCUUUCUUACUUCACGGAUAAGGAAACAGGCCUUCAGCAGACGCACACACAGAACAUCACAAACCUGGAGACCAGCAGGUAUGAGGCUGAGGCUUGACUCUGACUGCUAGCCCGAUGCUCUGACUUCCUCUCCUGCUGCCCUCCAGUGCUGCAGGAGUCCUCACUGUGCCCCAGCCUACAGGAAUGAGCCAAGAUCCAUGUUUCCACUGCACAGAACAACAAAUUAAGGCAGCCAAAGGACCACCCAGAUGAGUUAGCAAGAAAAGCAGAAGCUCAUCUCUCCUGCCAGCCAUGUUUGGAUGAGAAUUAUCAUGCCACAGACUGAGCUUCUACUCUCUGGCACCUAACCCCAGCCUCACCUGAGAGCUGUCCCUGCCAUUUAUGCCUGCUCUUUUCCCAGUACAUCUUCUGAUUCAUGUUCAACUGCAAGAGUCCUUUGGUAUCGAAAAGGCAAGGGGAAAUUCAAACAGAGGAUUCUGGCACAGUGUUUGGGAACUCCAUGCAUGAAGCUUUGAUGGAAGCUCUCUCCCUCUCUGUGAAGUGAAUUCUGCCUAAAAGUGCCCCAGGCCCACCAUGAUGGCGGAAGAGCACACAGACCUGGAGGCCCAGAUCAGCAAGGACAUUCACUGCAAGGAGAUCGACCUGGUAAACCGGGACCCCAAGAACAUCAACGAAGACAUCGUGAAGGUGGACUUUGAAGAUGUGAUCGCAGAGCCCGUGGGCACCUACAGCUUUGACGGGGUGUGGAAAGUGAGCUACACCACCUUCACAGUGUCUAAGUACUGGUGUUACCGACUGCUGUCCACGCUGCUGGGCGUCCCACUGGCCCUGCUCUGGGGCUUCCUAUUCGCCUGCAUCUCCUUCUGCCACAUCUGGGCAGUGGUGCCAUGCAUCAAGAGCUACCUGAUCGAGAUCCAGUGCAUCAGCCACAUCUACUCACUGUGCAUCCGCACUUUCUGCAACCCACUCUUUGCCGCCCUGGGCCAGGUCUGCAGCAGCAUCAAGGUGAUGCUGAGGAAGGAAGUCUAAAGCCAGGCAGGGCUAUGAGCGUGCA
Jaculus jaculus (lesser Egyptian jerboa) is the source of this 1283-nucleotide messenger RNA. RefSeq names its product caveolin 3 (gene Cav3). Bases 803 to 1258 code for a protein of 151 amino acids. The record is from RefSeq and is a predicted model, not a curated record. Gene Ontology annotation, biological process: caveola assembly; regulation of membrane depolarization during cardiac muscle cell action potential. Gene Ontology annotation, molecular function: transmembrane transporter binding; connexin binding; molecular adaptor activity. The transcript is spliced from 4 exons. Lineage: Eukaryota; Metazoa; Chordata; Mammalia; Rodentia; Dipodidae. Gene Ontology annotation, cellular component: caveola.